Colossoma macropomum (tambaqui) is the source of this 3872-nucleotide messenger RNA. RefSeq names its product transmembrane protein 255A (gene tmem255a). The record is from RefSeq and is a predicted model, not a curated record. NCBI's taxonomy places the organism in Eukaryota, Metazoa, Chordata, Actinopteri, Characiformes, Serrasalmidae. The transcript is spliced from 10 exons. The coding region runs from base 232 to 1248 and encodes 338 amino acids.
CGCGUGCUGAGCUGAUGAGUGCAGUGACGGAGGGGUUUGAUAUUAGCAGCUAAUGAGAGAAGAACUACAGGAGCUGAAGGAGUGCUGGCUGUCAGAGAAUGCCACGGCAAGCCCAGGUUUUCUAUUCAGCAAGUCUGAGCGAUAAAAGCAGCGUCGUCUCACUAGGGCGUUUAAUUUUUAACCUUAAGUCCUAACGGUAGCCUAGCUCAUGCUAGAAAGCCCCCAAACAAAAUGCCAGCGGGACUGACUCCGCCAGCCAGCGGGAUACCUGUGUCCGAUGCAGUGGGGUCAUUCAAGAGGAGGAAAAGGAAGUCCAUCAUAGUGACGGUGAUGCUGUUCGUCGUGUCUAUACUUAUCCUAGUCUUUGGGUUGGCUGCUACCACAAGGACACAGAACAUUACUGUUGGUGGUUACUAUCCUGGAGUCAUUCUUGGUUUCGGCUCCAUUCUCGGAAUCAUUGGAGCCCAUUUAAUAGAAAAUAAGAGGCAGAUGCUGGUGGCCUCCAUUGUCUUCAUCAGCUUUGGUGUGGUGGCUGCGUUCUGUUGUGCUAUUGUGGACGGCGUUUUUGCUGCAAGGCACAUAGACCUCAGGCCUCUUUAUGCUGGUCGAUGUGAAUACUACUCCAGCGUAACCUCUUUUGACCUAGAUGUCCAGUGCCAGACCGCUCGUGUGUCCUGUAAGCUGCGUGUGAAGAGUAACACCUGCUACUGCUGUGACCUCUAUAACUGUGGCAAAGAACAUCCUCUUUUGGGACUUCAGAAUAAAGAUGUUUUGAAAAAAUUUAGGAAAUCCACCAUGAUUUGGAAUCGUGUUGAGCUAAGAGGAGGCUACCAUGAGUAUACUGAUGUCCGAAGUUGCCAGGACGUUGUGCACCUCUACCACCUUUUGUGGUCAGCCACUAUUCUCAACAUUAUUGCUCUCUUUCUGGGCAUCAUCACAGCAGCAGUGCUUGGAGGCUUCAAAGACAUGAUGCCAGCAGCUCCUGACACUUGUGAGCCAGACCCUCUGGCCAUCCCUGGACCCCCAGAGACUCUUGCCCAAACCACAUCAAACUCCUUCUACAACACUGCCCCCUGCCUUCCACCUUACACUGCCUACGACCUACAGGGCUCCAUGUUCCCCGACUCUUCUGGCCUUUCUGAUGACUCCCAGUCUGGAGCCAGUCACAUGUGGCCAAGUAUGAUCCCGCCACGCUACUCCCCCCCUUAUUACCCACCUGAUGACAAACCACCACCAUACAGCCCUUAAGGGACCAGCAAAGGAUUACAGGAACACUUACCACAUUGCCAAGGGUUCAAAGGAAAAUGGGCAUUUGGGGAUGCUGAAACACCUUGACCUGUAGUAUAAGAACACCUGCUGCUGUGGAGCCUCACUGUGCAGACAGUCUCACUACACUACCUCAUCUGCUGAAGGGAACGAGACUAUGGCUGUGGUGUGCAGCUAAGAGACUUCAUCCCUGCAGAGCAGAUGUAAGCAGUGAGACGCGUCCAGUAUAACUUUAAUAUACUAGGUGGCCUCUCUACCCUCUACUUGCUACAACUAACAUCAAGACUGUUCACAGUUAUGCCUUAAAAGUGUCUGUCUGCUUCCAAACAGCAUAAGCCCUCUGCCCCUGUUAUGGGUGUCCUAUGCAUAGAGCAUCGCUGUGGGCUUCUCUCUUGGACACAGUGACUGUGCCACCCUGCGUCUGUCACACUAGAUAAUGUGAACACUCCCUAAGUGGCACGGAGUGUCCUGGUCCUGUUUUUUGCCUCGCCUUCGCUCAAGAGGAAUGAAGAGGAGUCUUAUUUUUGAUUUGCACUUUAUCAUCUCUUAGUAUAAUUAAUAAUAUCAAGCUAGAAUAAUUACUUGAGUUCUUUUUAUUCAGUUCGGGCAGCUAGAAUUAUAUGUAUGGAGCCAAAAUCAUAGGCUACUUCAACUUGUAAUAUAUGGUAGCAUUAUUUAGCAUACAGCCCAUGUGUGAAGAAUGUGAAAUGUGCACAAAAUCAAAGCCUGUGUUUUUUAAAAAAAUCAUUUGUGCUGCAAAUAUUCUGUUGCUAAAUUGUGCUAUGAUAAAGUGUACAGGAAACAAUUUCAAACCGGCCUAGUUACACAUGCAUUAUACACCUCUACCUUUUUUCUGGUUUGGAAAUAUGGAAAUGACAAUUUAUAGAAAGGUCAUGGCAAGUGUUUCAGAACAUUCAAUUUAAAAAUGAGGCACAGCUUUUAGGUCAUUAGACCAGCUCUUUUUUUAUAUAAGACUUUUAAUUGCAACUGCAGAAUGACAGGGAUAUAUACAAAAUUACCCGUGUCCUCCUAUACGCAUUUCACAUAAAUCGUCUCUGUGACCUAGUAUUACGCACUGGAACUAUAGCAACAUACUGCCUUCUCUUAAUAUACAUUUACACGAGUCUUAAGACUACUUUCCAGGUAUGUAUUCACUGUGAUUAGUGACAAGUCUGUGUAUUGUGUUUUAUGUGCUUUAUUUGAAGCAAAACAUACAACUGUAAGAACAGAAUAAGCAAGGGUUACAAAUAAGGUGUGUCUGUUCAAAAUAUACUUAAUGUAUAAAAUGUUAUAUGACCAGUCUUACCACACUACAUGGCCAGAUUUGGUGGUUUAUGCCAUAAAACUGAGCUGAAAAAGGGGCCUCCACCUUAUAUACGUUCAUGUUCUUCUCCAAUCAGACUCGCCUUAUUGUUAGACUUACUUCACUCAAAGCCAUACUGAAUACUAUGAAAUUCAAUGCUAGACACCACCACGGAAAAAGGACACUGGAGAAAAGAAACUAUUAACUGUUCACAUGAUCACAUGAACUACCACAAGCCAUGGAAAUAAAAAGAAUUAGUAGGUACUCUAUAGAGUUUUAUUUCACUUUGUACAGCACUAAGACCUAAUAAAUAUGAUUCCAAACAAAACAGAAAUUGUUAAAACAAAGGUCUUUAGUAGUACAAAAUAUGCUCAUGAUUAACAAUUGUUAGAGCACUCACUUUCUGACUGAGGCAACACUGAGUCACAUCCUACUGUCCAAAACAGUUCAUCACUGACAAGACUACAAUGGAAUAUACAUAUGUAAGAAAUGUACAAAAACACAUGUUAAUAAAAGCCCGAGAUCCUUUACGUUACCCUUACAACGUGCUUGGCUUGGACACUUUACUGUUUAGUAGAGGCACGCCAUUUAUCUUUGACAAUUCAGAAUUACGCUUUUGGUGGAAAUGACCGCAGGAUAUAUGGCCAGCAUAUAAAUAAAAUUGUACAAUUUUACAAUUCUAAAACAACCUCCUAAAUCAUCGACAUAUUACUAAAGACAUUCACAGAUUUAUUCCAUCCUUCCUCACACAAAAAAAAAACAUAAAUAAAAAAUGUGUCUCUUCAUGUUUCAAUCCCCACCCUGUGAUGUAAACUGAUUUUACUCUAAUCUGUCAGAAAAAGAAAUUGAUUUAAUAAAAUUACAAAAUCAGGGCAAUAAAGUCAGGAUUUCAUCCUGGUCAAAGGUGAAUCUUUAUGUUCAAUCCCUGUGCAAACCAAGGGAAUCAUAUUGAAGCUGACGUUCUCAAGGAUGGCAUACGUUUGUGCAUUGCAGUACGUUGUUGAGAUUAUCAUGUAAUGUGAAACAAAACUGAAAACGUUGUAGUCUACACUCUUGAAAAAAAGAUGGUUCUUCAAGGGUUCUUUAGUAAAGGAAGUGGUUCUAGUUAGAACCAUGACUUCUAUAAGGAACCAUUUUAAUGCUUAAAUGGUUCUUAGCAUGAUGAAAUGGUUUUUCAGAUUAAUGGAGAAUGUGUUGUAUAUGUAUAUGGAACGCCUUUUUUAAGAGUGUACAGCAUUUUCAUCCCCUAAAGUACUGUAUGCUCUUCAAGAGUGUAAAUAAAUUUGUUGCAUAUUUACCUUCA